Molecule: messenger RNA, 303 nt
Organism: Funneliformis mosseae
Lineage: Eukaryota; Fungi; Glomeromycota; Glomeromycetes; Glomerales; Glomeraceae
Source: the annotation of a GenBank genome assembly
AUGAAAACAGGACAUAGGCACUAUACAGUCAAGGCAUUAAUUGAUACAUCAUCUAGCGCAAAUAAAAUUAGAAGAAGCAUAGCCAAUAGGCUUGGAAGAAAAUAUGGUAAUCAUUAUAAGAAUAAAAAGGUGAAAAACUCAUUAGGUACUAUAGAUUGUCUAGAUUUAUCCUUCCAAUAUAAGGGGAAAGAUAGACUGCUCACUAGUAGUGACGAAACUUUUAAUGAUUUUGAGGUUAUCAAAAAGCCAUGUGAAGCGUCUCAUGGUCGUGUUGAUCUUGUAUUAGGCUUACUAUGGCUAUGA